AUGGAAGCCCUUGAAAAACGUAAUGCUGCUCCCAUUACCACAAGACCCCAAACCAAUACCCGGCCCACGCAAGUUGACAGCCUUGCAGCGCGUGCUGACGCUCUUCUUGAUGCCGGUAAAUUUAUAGAUGAAGCUAGAAUAGCGAAGACCUACAACUCCCAGGUUGGUUCAGAAAAACCCGAAGCGGACGUAGUCUUUUGUUGCCUCUGUGAAGAAGAUGCCUCAGUGAUCUGUCACGAUUGCGAUGACGAUGAGUUUUGCAAACAAUGUUUCAAGUAA
Molecule: messenger RNA, 279 nt
Organism: Dibothriocephalus latus
Lineage: Eukaryota; Metazoa; Platyhelminthes; Cestoda; Diphyllobothriidea; Diphyllobothriidae
Source: the annotation of a GenBank genome assembly